Messenger RNA from Tympanuchus pallidicinctus (lesser prairie-chicken), 4768 nucleotides. RefSeq names its product venom factor-like. The transcript has 35 exons. Gene Ontology annotation, cellular component: extracellular region. Gene Ontology annotation, molecular function: endopeptidase inhibitor activity; protein binding. The coding region runs from base 128 to 4630 and encodes 1500 amino acids. Gene Ontology annotation, biological process: inflammatory response; complement activation. The record is from RefSeq and is a predicted model, not a curated record. NCBI's taxonomy places the organism in Eukaryota, Metazoa, Chordata, Aves, Galliformes, Phasianidae.
CCUCCAUGGUGGCCAACAUCUAUGGCAACCAAGACCUCCAUGGUGGCCAAAUCACCCAUGGCAACCAAGACCUCCAUGGUGGCCAAAUCACCCAUGGCAACCAAGACCUCCAUGGUGGCCAACAUCUAUGGCAACCAAGACCUCCAUGGUGGCCAAAUCAUCCAUGGCAACCAAGACCUCCAUGGUGGCCAAAUCAUCCAUGGCAACCAAGACCUCCAUGGUGGCCAAAUCACCCAUGGCAACCAAGACCUCCAUGGUGGCCAAAUCAACCAUGGCAACCAAGACCUCCAUGGUGGCCAAAUCACCCAUGGCAACCAAGACCUCCAUGGUGGCCAAAUCAUCCAUGGCAACCAAGACCUCCAUGGUGGCCAAAUCAUCCAUGGCAACCAAGACCUCCAUGGUGGCCAAAUCAUCCAUGGCAACCAAGACCUCCAUGGUGGCCAAAUCACCCAUGGCAACCAAGACCUCCAUGGUGGCCAAAUCAUCCAUGGCAACCAAGACCUCCAUGGUGGCCAAAUCAUCCAUGGCAACCAAGACCUCCAUGGUGGCCAAAUCAUCCAUGGCAACCAAGACCUCCAUGGUGGCCAAAUCACCCAUGGCAACCAAGACCUCCAUGGUGGCCAAAUCACCCAUGGCAACCAAGACCUCCAUGGUGGCCAAAUCAUCCAUGGCAACCAAGACCUCCAUGGUGGCCAAAUCAUCCAUGGCAACCAAGACCUCCAUGGUGGCCAAAUUAUCCAUGACAGCCAAGACCUCCAUGAUGGCGAAAUCACCCAUGGCAACGAAGACCUCCAUGGUGGCCAAAUCGUCCAUGGCAACCAAGACCUCCAUGGUGGCCAAAUCAACCAUGGCAACUAAGACCUCCAUGGUGGCCGUCACCUAUGGCAACCAAGACCUCCAUACUGUGCCUCCUUUGCUGCAGGUGAGGACAGCCCAGAAGGAUCUGCCCCCGGAGCGCCAGGCCUCGCAGCAGAUGGUGGCUGAGGCGUAUCAAAGCCAGGGGAACUCUGGCAACUACCUGCACCUGGCGGUGGGCGCCAGCCAGGUGCAGCCUGGGGACAACCUCCCCAUCAACUUCCAUCUCAAGAGCAACAGAGAGGACGUCCGCAGAUCCGUUUCCUACUUCACCUACCUGAUCCUGAGCAAGGGGCACAUCGUCCACGUGGGACGGCAGCCAAGGGAAGGUGACCAGAGCCUGGUCACUAUGUCACUUCCCGUGACGGCCAACCUCAUCCCUUCCUUCCGUAUCGUGGCCUACUACCAUGUGAAACCCGGCGAGAUCGUGGCUGAUUCUGUCUGGGUCGACGUCAAGGACACCUGCAUGGGCAGUCUGGUGGUGAAGGGAGCAUCGGAGGCCGACAAUCGUGUGCACGAGCCGAGGACCCCCAUGCGGCUGCGCAUCGAGGGUGACCACAAAGCCCACGUGGGGCUGGUGGCCGUGGACAAGGCUGUCUACGUCCUCAACAAGAACAAACUCACCCAGAGUAAGGUGUGGGACACAGUGGAGAGCAGUGACAUCGGCUGCACCCCGGGCAGUGGGAGGAACCACGUGGGGGUCUUCGCCGACGCAGGCCUCAGCCUGGCUACGAAUGUGAACAUCGAAACGGAGCAGAGAGGUGAGGUCCAAUGCGCGAAACCUGCAAAACGCAAGCGCCGCUCCGUGAAGCUCAUCAAGCACAAGGGCACCAAGAUGGCCGAGUACAGCGACAGGAACCUGCGCAAGUGCUGCGAGGACGGCAUGAAGGAAAACCUGAUGGGCUACAGCUGUGAGAAACGGGCCACCUACAUCCUCGAUGGCACGGCCUGCACCGAAGCCUUCCUCAACUGCUGCCUGUACAUCAAGGGCAUCCGCGACGAGGAGCGCGAUCUGCAUUACGAGCUGGCUCGAAGUGAGGUGGAUGACGCCUUCCUGGCCGACGAAGACAUCACCUCGCGGAGCCUCUUCCCAGAGAGCUGGCUGUGGCAGGUGGAGGAGCUGACAGAACCGCCCAAUGAACUGGGCAUCUCCACGAAGACGCUGCCCAUAUACCUGAAAGACUCCAUCACCACCUGGGAGGUCCUGGCUGUCAGCCUCUCUGAGAAGAAGGGGUUGUGCGUGGCCGACCCCUACGAGAUCACGGUGAUGAAGGAGUUCUUCAUCGACCUGCGCCUGCCCUACUCGGCGGUGAGGAACGAGCAGGUGGAGGUCCGUGCCAUCCUCUACAACUACUGGAAGAGCAAGAUCAAGGUGCGCGUGGAGCUGAUGUACAACCCGGCCCUGUGCAGCGCGUCCACCUCCAAGACGCGCUACCAGCAGAUCUUGCAACUGGAGCCCCAGACGUCGCACGCUGUGCCCUUCGUCAUCGUGCCCUUGCAGCUGGGGCAGCACGACGUGGAGGUGAAGGCGGCCGUCUGGGAGAGCUUUGUGUCUGAUGGCGUCAAGAAGAAGCUCAGAGUGGUGCCCGAAGGGAUGAGGCUGGAGAAGACGGUGAAGAUAGUUGAGCUUGACCCAAAGACGUUGGGAAACAACGGCGUGCAGGAAGUGAAGGUGAAAGCAGCAAACCUCUCUGACAUCGUCCCCAACACCGAGUCGGAGACCAAAGUCAGCAUUCAAGGCAACCCCGUAUCCAUCCUGGUGGAGAAAGCCAUCGAUGGGACCAAGCUGAAACACCUCAUUGUGACCCCGUCGGGCUGCGGGGAGCAGAACAUGAUUGGGAUGACACCCACCGUCAUCGCUGUCCACUACCUGGACAGCACGAUGCAAUGGGAGACCUUCGGUAUCCACCGCCGUGCGGAGGCCAUCGAAUUGAUUAAAAAGGGUUACACCCAACAGCUCGCCUUCCGCAAAGACGACGGCUCGUUUGCUGCCUUCACUAACCGCCCAUCCAGCACCUGGUUGACGGCCUACGUGGCCAAGGUCUUCGCCAUGGCCAUCAACAUGGUGGACAUCAAGCCAGAGGUGGUCUGCGGAGCCAUCAAAUGGCUCAUCCUGGAGAAGCAGAAACCAGACGGGCUUUUCCAAGAAGACGCCCCCGUCAUCCAUAAGGAGAUGGUGGGAGGUUACCACGGCGCCGAGCCCAGCGUGUCCCUGACCGCCUUCGUCCUCUCCGCGCUGCAGGAAUCCCAGAAGAUCUGCAAGAACUACGUGAAAAGCUUGGAUGGGAGCAUCUCCAAAGCCUCCGAUUACCUGACCCGGAAAUACCAAUCCCUGGCUCGACCCUACACGGUGGCCUUGACUUCUUACGCCCUGGCCCUAACGGGGAAACUCAACAGCGAGAAAGUUCUGAUGAAGUUCUCCAAAGACGGCACCCACUGGGCGGAACGCAACGCCCACACCUACAACAUCGAGGGGACAUCCUACGCUCUGCUGGCGCUGCUGCAGAUGGAGAAGAGCGAGCUGACGGGGCCGGUGGCCCGCUGGUUGGCCCAGCAGAACUACUUUGGUGGUGGCUACGGAUCCACCCAGGCCACCAUCCUGGUGUUCCAGGCUCUGGCUCAGUACCACGUCGCGCAGCCGAGGCAGUCGGAGCUCAACCUGGACGUGUCGGUGCUGCUGCCGCGCCGCGCCAACGCCAUCACCUACCGCAUCGAGAGCAGCAACGCGCUGGUGGCGCGCUCCGCAGAGACCAAGCUGAACGAGGACUUCACUGUGAAAGCAGAGGGCACGGGGAAGGGGACAAUGACAGUGGUGACCGUCUACAACGCCAAGGUGCCCGAGACUGAAAACAAGUGUGACAACUUUGACCUGCGGGUCAGCGUGGAGGACGUGAAGACGGCCCGGCAGCUGGAAGGUGCCAUCCGUUCUGUCAAGAUCACCAUCUGCACCAGGUUCCUGGACACCGUGGAUGCCACCAUGUCCAUCCUCGACAUCUCCAUGCUCACCGGCUUCUCCCCUGACGUCCAGGACCUGAAGAGUCUCUCAGAGGGAGUGGAGAGGUACAUUUCCAAAUUUGAGAUCGACCACUCGCUGUCCAACCGCAGCAACCUCAUCAUCUACCUGGAUAAGAUCUCCCACCAAGUGGAGGAGUGCAUCGCCUUCAGGGCCCACCAGCACUUCCAGGUGGGACUGAUCCAGCCUGCCUCCGUCAGUGUCUACAGCUACUACAAGAUCGAUGACCGCUGCACUCGCUUCUACCACCCGGACAAGGAUGGUGGGCAGCUGAGGAAGAUCUGCCAUGGGGAUGUGUGCCGCUGUGCUGAAGAAAACUGCUUCAUACGACAGAAGAAGGACAAUCCCACCACAGUCAACGAGCGCAUCGAUCUUGCCUGCAAGCCAGGGGUGGAUUAUGUGUACAAAGUGAAGGUGGUGGCGACAGAGGAGACGUCGUCCCACGACAACUACGUCAUGAACAUCCUCUCCGUCAUCAAGAUGGGCACCGACGAGGACCCACUUGGGAGCAACAGGACCUUCGUGAGCCACAAGCAGUGCAGGGACGCGCUGAGCCUCCAGAAGGGACAGGAAUACCUGGUGUGGGGGCUGGCGUCCGACCUGUGGGUCACUGGCAGCCGCUUCUCCUACCUCAUCGGCAAGGACACGUGGCUGGAAGCCUGGCCCUUGGAGGAGUCGUGCCAGGACCCGGACCUGCAGUCGCUCUGCCAGGACUUCAUCGAGUUCUCCGAGGCCAUGACCAUGUUUGGGUGCCCCACCUGAUGGGGUGUCACCUUCCCCCCCAUGGGGUGUCCCCUCCCCUCCCCCCGCCCCCCCCCCGAUGUCACAGACCCUUUUUUCUUUCUUUUUUUUUUGAAUUUUGUGGAGUGGGGGCGAUUUAAAAACGUGUCCUUUCUGAAA